Rhipicephalus sanguineus (brown dog tick) is the source of this 1809-nucleotide messenger RNA. RefSeq names its product organic cation transporter protein. Lineage: Eukaryota; Metazoa; Arthropoda; Arachnida; Ixodida; Ixodidae. Bases 96 to 1595 code for a protein of 499 amino acids. Gene Ontology annotation, cellular component: membrane. Gene Ontology annotation, biological process: transmembrane transport. The transcript is spliced from 11 exons. The record is from RefSeq and is a predicted model, not a curated record. Gene Ontology annotation, molecular function: transmembrane transporter activity.
GGCCAUAAAACGUAUUGUCGGAGGGACAGUCAGCGACGCACGUUCUUUUACGAUAACUGGCGACGCUGUGGCCUGACGUGAACAAGGGCUUACACAUGGCUGCCCCCACUGUGGACACCGUGCUGGACAAGCUCUCUCGCUGCCAUGUGGUUAUCUUUGUGUUCGCGUUCAUCAGAGGCCUGCCUGUCACAUGGAACCUAAUGAUGCCGGUGUUCGUGGCUCCGUCUGCAGUCGACUUCCGCUGCAACGACGACGCACUCAACGACACUGUGACGUCAUUCAGCGGCGGUGACCACCAUAUGUGGACGAACAACUCGGCGCAAUGUUUCAGUUCCGCUACAUCCAAUGCCAGCGAACCGUGCGAAUCAUGGGUCUACGACCGUAGCGUGUACGGCAAAACUGUCACUGAAGAGUUUAACAUGGUGUGCAGGAACAGGUGGAUGGUAUCCUCUUCCCAAAGCCUCUACCUCGCUGGCAUGGUUGUUGGAACAGUGGCAGCAUCUCACACUUCGGACUGGUUCGGCCGCAAGAAGACCAUACUGGGUGGAAUAUUACUCUCGGUAGCCGCAAGUGCCAUGACCGCCUUGUCAACCUCGGUCACUGUGUAUUACGUGGCCAGAUUCAUCGUGGCCUUGGGUGUCGCAGGAUACGCAGACGUCAUUUACACAUUAAUUAUGGAGACGGUCUCACCGCGGUUCCGCUACAUGCCGACAAUGACGAUGGGGAACGGCUGGACGACGGGAAUGCUGCUCCUGCCCUGGCUCCACUACUUGACUAGGGAAUGGCGUGCCACACAGCUAUACGCAACGCUACCACUCGCUCCGCUGUUUCUCCUUGGCUGUUUUUUGCCAGAGUCUCCCAGGUGGCUGAUGGCUGUUGGCCGCUUCCCAGCAGCCAAACAAGUGGUCACAAAGUUCGCCAGGAACGCCCCCAAGCACGUCGUUGACGACAUCAUUGAAGAGGCUAAGCGCAAAAAGGCAGAGGCUCGAGACAUUGGCAGAGCAAGCGUCGCUGACUUGUUCUCAACGAAGGUCUGGGCCAAAAUAACAACACUCUUCAGCUUCCAGUUGAUUAUCUCCAGCUUGGUGUGGUACCACAUGACGGUCUCCACGGCAGCCGCAGGUGGGAAUCCAUACGUGAGCUUUACUAUCGGAGCGUCCUCCGAGUACCCGGUAAAGCUGAUCAACGUGGUGCUCAUCAAGUACUGCCGUCGCCGGUAUACCAUCUGCGGCACAAUGUGCUUCUCGGCGCUGGUUAUGGUUGCCCUGUGGCUCCUGCCAACUGAAUACUCCUGGUUGCGGCUGGGCCUCCUCAUGUUGGGAAAAGUGGGCACGUCAGUGAAUGGUGCGGUGCUACGCGUCCAGCUGAGCGAGACGUACCCGACCGUGGUGCGCUCUGUUGCCAUGGGCUUCUGCUACACAUUGGGAAGGCUCGGCUCGGCUGUGGCGCCAUUUUUCGACGACCUGGGUGAAGCGACGCAACCGUGGGUGCCAAGCAUCGUGUCGGCAGGCCUCUGCUUGGCGGGCGCCGGCGCAUCCUGGCUGCUUCCGGAAAGCUUCGAAAAGACUCUGGAGGAUGGUUUCUCCAAGCGCUGAAGCCGCAGGGAAUGAAGCCGCUGUCACUGGAAGCACCGAUCCACAGCAAGUCUAUGUUCUCGAAAUGACGCACUUUUAGCCCUGUCCAGACUUCUAGAAGACUCCUUCAACAGCGGGAAUGAAGAUGGAAGAUGGAAUUCUCUUUGCACCAAAGGCGGAAGCGAAAAACAAUUCAUGUUUAUCAGCACAACGCUGAAUAAAUUUGCGUGCUGGG